This is a messenger RNA of Paraglomus occultum, 292 nucleotides long. The record is from the annotation of a GenBank genome assembly. NCBI's taxonomy places the organism in Eukaryota, Fungi, Glomeromycota, Glomeromycetes, Paraglomerales, Paraglomeraceae.
AUGACCGAAACAAAAGCAAAAGCACCGAUCACGAAUGUCAUUGCUUACUUAAUGACAGAGUUUUCUUCAUGCUGUGCUUCAUUGCUAAUAGUUUUUUAUACAGAUAAAUGCGUUGAAUUACUCCGAGUAGUCUGGCGUAUAUUAAUAUAUAGUAGUGUUACAGGGCGAGACCCGAUUGAAAAGCUCGCUCAAUAUAUUAAGGAAAAUGAAGAUAAUCUUGAACCCGAAGAGAUAAAUACGCUAGCGUAUAACUUAGCUAAAACAGCUCCUACUGUAAUAGCUCAAUCCUCAC